Aspergillus alliaceus is the source of this 468-nucleotide messenger RNA. RefSeq lists its product as uncharacterized. NCBI's taxonomy places the organism in Eukaryota, Fungi, Ascomycota, Eurotiomycetes, Eurotiales, Aspergillaceae. The coding region runs from base 1 to 468 and encodes 155 amino acids. The record is from RefSeq and is a predicted model, not a curated record. The transcript is spliced from 4 exons.
AUGGCUGCCCACACGCCGAUUUUCAUUCUGGCUGUUUUACCUCUUGCAGCACUAUUCAUCCUGUUUAAUUUCGUCAUCCACAACCCAACUCAUCCAGAAACGCGCAACAACCUCUCCCUGUUGGACGUAGCGGUGGCCAUUUCAUGUGUCAAGGGUUUUAGCACUAAACAGCAGCAACAGCAACAACAACAAGAAGAAGAACACUGUCAACUAGGCUCUUCAAACACCGAAUCCACAUUGGCUGCAGAGGUUUCCACGCAGUUAAAUCAGGCCAACAGCCAUAGCAAUGAUAACAAUCUUGGGUUCCAAGAUGAUAUCAUGGAGUCCUGGGAACCAAGUGACUAUCUGUACUAUCCCGUAAUGGCGGACACCACUGUGCUUGGCGGCGCGCCUGAGAAUCUGACGACAGCUUCCUUGAAUAUUCAGAGCUUGUUUGGGUUUGUGGUUCCGGAAUUUGGACAUGGUUAG